ACUAAAUCCUCCUGUCGUGUGGGGGCCCACUUUUCACUUUCUGUUUAAAUUCUAGUCGAAGAAGAAGAGACAGGUCUUCCGCCUACAUUCUCUGACGUAACUUCCUUUCUGUCCGUGCUAACGUCCGAGUGAACACGCGUUCGCCUGACCAGCAAGAUGCGUUACGUUGCUGCUUACCUGCUCGCUGCCCUGGGUGGUAAUGAGAAUCCCGAGGCCAAGGACAUCAAGAAGAUCCUUGAAAGUGUUGGCAUUGAGGCCGAUGAUACACGUCUGGACAAGGUCAUCUCUGAGCUCAGUGGCAAGAACGUGAAUGAUGUGAUUGCCUCAGGUUACGGUAAGCUGGCCAGCAUGCCGGCAGGCGGUGCAGUAGCAGUUGCCAGCUCUGCGGCUGCUGGCUCAGGCGGAGCUGCAGCCCCUGCUGCAGCUGAGGAGAAGAAGGAAGAGAAGAAGGAAGAGUCUGAAGAGUCCGAUGACGAUAUGGGAUUCGGCCUGUUCGAUUAAACUUUUUCAAGCAAUGAAUAAAGUUUAUAAAAAAUC
Messenger RNA from Cheilinus undulatus (humphead wrasse), 537 nucleotides. It is a transcript of the gene rplp2b, whose product is annotated as ribosomal protein, large P2, like. Gene Ontology annotation, cellular component: ribosome; cytosolic large ribosomal subunit. The transcript has 5 exons. NCBI's taxonomy places the organism in Eukaryota, Metazoa, Chordata, Actinopteri, Labriformes, Labridae. Gene Ontology annotation, molecular function: structural constituent of ribosome. The record is from RefSeq and is a predicted model, not a curated record. Gene Ontology annotation, biological process: translation; cytoplasmic translational elongation. The coding region runs from base 157 to 501 and encodes 114 amino acids.